Molecule: messenger RNA, 843 nt
Organism: Laccaria bicolor S238N-H82
Lineage: Eukaryota; Fungi; Basidiomycota; Agaricomycetes; Agaricales; Hydnangiaceae
Exons: 1
Coding region: 1-843 (280 amino acids)
Biological process (GO): protein lipoylation
Cellular component (GO): mitochondrion
Molecular function (GO): lipoyl(octanoyl) transferase activity
Source: RefSeq, a predicted model, not a curated record
AUGAUCGCAUGUCAGAUUCCGGGGACCAGAAGUGCCAACGCCUUCUCUUUCAAGCAAAUGCAAACAAUCCCCAUGUUGCCUCCAAUUUUUUUCCACUGCUUCCGCCAUCCGUUGCCCUAUGCAUCCACGCUAGCCCUUCAGGAGCAACUGCACAAUAUCCAGCUAUCUCAUCGUCGCCUUUCCGCGCACAAGGACAUUCUUCUCCUUCUUCAGCACCGUCCCGUAUACACGUCUGGCCGUCGGCAGACUGAUCCAUCUCUUCAAGAUGAGAAAACCCGCCUCACUGCCAUCGGCGCCGAUUUUGUUCCUGCGACUCGUGGAGGGCAGCUGACAUACCAUGGGCCUGGCCAAAUCGUUGGCUAUCCGUUGAUGGACCUUGGGCGAUACACACCCAUCAUGGGUGCCCGAGAAUAUGUCUGCCGCAUGCAAAAGAUGCUUGAACGUCACCUAGACGAAGCACACGGGAUAAAACACUGCCCAUCAGAGCAUACUGGCGUGUUUCUCGAUGCGAAGACAAAACUGGCAAGCAUCGGUGUGCAAGUCCGGCACAGGUUGACGUCGCACGGCUUUGCGCUUAACGUCACUCGAGAACCACUUGCGUGGUUUGACAAGGUUAUCGCGUGUGGGCUAGAUGAUGUGAAAGCGGGGAGUAUCGAGACGGCGAAGGGGGCGGCAGUGGGGAUUGAAAAGGAGAUGGCUGGACUCGCUGAGUGGUUUGGACGGACGUAUGAGAGGGAGAUGAUGGAACUGGAUGUAAAAGAAGAGGAAGAGAUUGGCAAGGCUAUCUUGGCGCUGGAAAAGGAAGCCCAAGCGCUGGGCAAUUGGAAUAGCACACCCUCAUAG